CGUCUAAUUAGUGCAUGAUGUCAAAUCAUCAGUUUGGCACGUUUUGUUAUUGUUAAUUUAAUUCGCAUUAUAUUUAAGCGAUAAAAAUGGAAGAAAACACUCCUACAGUUAGUUUAGUAUCAUGUAUGCAUUUUGUCCGCCGGGGUAUAGCAAAAGCAGUACCUGAAAAGAUUGAGCUCACCGAAAAAGAAUUAGCAGAUAUAAUUAAACAGACUGCUCACGAUUUAAGAAUAACAGAGCGAGGUGAAGAUGUAAGUGAUGAAGAAGACGAAGAAGCUGGUGGUGGUGUCUCCGAGCCUGCACCACCCACUGAUCCUAAUGAUAGAUUCAACUUUGCUAACUAUGACAAUGAAGAUGACACAAAUCCUGUUGGGAUUGGAACAGUCGCCACUUUGCCGAAUUUGGGGGACCUCAGUGAAAAUGUGCAAAUCAGGACUGAAGGUCCAGACAGUGAUGAAGAGGACGACAUAAUCAAGCCUGAAGACAAUCUCUUAUUGGUGGGACAUGUGGAGAGUGACGCCAGUAUAUUAGAAGUUUACAUCUUCAACAAGGAGGAGGGUUCGUUCUAUGUCCACCAUGAUAUCAUCCUGCCGUGGUUCCCUCUGUGCAUCGAGUGGCUCAGCCACGACCCGACAGACUCUGGGCCAGGUAACCUGUGCGCCCUCGGAGGCAUGGACCCGGUGAUCCAAGUGUGGGACCUCGACAUAGAGAACUGCCUGGAGCCCGUGUUCAAGCUCGGCCGGAAGCCCAACAAGAAGAAAAAGACCAAACGAAUCGGACACAAGGACGCCGUGCUUGAUAUGUCUUGGAACAGGAACUUUACACACGUGCUGGCCAGUGGAUCAGCGGACAACACGGUAUUGCUAUGGGACCUCGACCAGGGCACGCCACACACUAAACUAUCAUACUUUCAAGAUAAGGUCCAAUCAGUGUGUUUCCACCCUCUAGAAGCACAGACGUUACUCACCGGUUCUAUGGACGGCCGAGCGCGCGUAACAGAUUGCCGCAGCGCUGAAGGUCACCGCGCGUGGACUCUGCUCAAUGAGAUAGAAAGAGUCGCGUGGGACAGGCAGAACCCAUUCUGUUUCGCUAUGAGCAGCAACGAAGGGAAAGUGGCAUAUGUGGACUGCAGACAAGACGAGCCGUUGUGGACAAUACAGGCGCACGAGAAUGAAGUCACGGGUUUGAUUAUCAGCGAGUUGGUCCCCGGGAUGAUGGUGACUGUAAGCACUGACGGCAAAAUGAAGACUUGGGACAUAUCUAGUAGUGGGGCAGUGCAAGUGAGCGAGAGGCAAUGCCGCGUGGGCGCCGCCCUGUGCGCGGCGCUGUGCCCCGAGGCGCCGUUGUCGCUGGCGGUGGGCGGCGACAACAAGGAGUGCUGCAUUGAGAUGCUGGACUUGACCAACAGCGAUGAAGUUUUAAAUCGAUUCGGCAGCCGGCCGCUGGUUGCAGUGAGUACGGAACCAAACGAAGGCGCUAUGGAGACAUAAUCAUAUAUUAUUGUUAAGUUUAAUAAAUUAUAAAAAAAAUAAUCUAA
Plodia interpunctella (Indianmeal moth) is the source of this 1537-nucleotide messenger RNA. RefSeq names its product no child left behind (gene nclb). The coding region runs from base 87 to 1490 and encodes 467 amino acids. Gene Ontology annotation, molecular function: protein binding. The record is from RefSeq and is a predicted model, not a curated record. NCBI's taxonomy places the organism in Eukaryota, Metazoa, Arthropoda, Insecta, Lepidoptera, Pyralidae. The transcript is spliced from 13 exons. Gene Ontology annotation, cellular component: nucleus. Gene Ontology annotation, biological process: rRNA processing.